Homalodisca vitripennis (glassy-winged sharpshooter) is the source of this 1738-nucleotide messenger RNA. It is a transcript of the gene shams, whose product is annotated as glucoside xylosyltransferase 2. Gene Ontology annotation, biological process: protein O-linked glycosylation via N-acetylgalactosamine. Bases 394 to 1608 code for a protein of 404 amino acids. Lineage: Eukaryota; Metazoa; Arthropoda; Insecta; Hemiptera; Cicadellidae. The transcript is spliced from 7 exons. The record is from RefSeq and is a predicted model, not a curated record. Gene Ontology annotation, molecular function: UDP-xylosyltransferase activity.
GAAGGAAGGAGGUUGGAGGAAUUGAAUUAUAAAUUCCAAUUAAAUGACUGACAGAAAAAACGGUGUUGUGUUUUCGAUAAGUAAACAAUGAAAAUGAAUAUACAAGAAUUUAACAAAGUUUUUAUUAGAGUAACGGUCUCUUCUUUAUAUUUGUCAGUAAUUUAUUUUUUUAAGUAAUAGGCCUAUUCCAAACUGUUUAAACAAGUGUAAUAAGUAUUUUUUAGGUUAUGAUUUGCUUCAAUCGUUAUCCUAUUUUAUGAAAAUUAAUGUGGUAGUUCCUAUUUGUACAUUUGAUUUAUUUUCAAAAUGACAGUGUCAAGGCCUAGUGUGUACAGUGAUCUAGAAAAUUAUAUUCUGAAUAUGAGAGAUGGUUGUAUGUAAUUCUUAAUUAUAAUGAGACUGCUAAGUAAACUCAUUGUUUUUGUAUGGUUGGUUAUUGGCUUCUUAAUUAUUUACUUUUUGGAAUCAGUAUGGUUUAAUAAGGAUAGAACUGCUCCCAAACUACUCAGAAAUAUUAUUUCCGUUAAUCUAAACCGAGAAAGAUCUGUUCAAAAGUAUUCUGUCGAUUUAAGUAGUACUCAAUACAGAACUAUUGAGAAAGAAAGAAGUUUCACAGCAAGUUCACCAUCCAAUGAUUUCAAAGGAAACCUUAGAGAUAAAACCAGUGUAGCCCUUGCUGUUGUUGCUUGCGGAGAUCGACUUCAUGAGACCUUGGUAAUGAUUAAGUCAGCCAUCUUGUUUAGCAAUAACGUUAAACUGCAAGUAGUUGUUAUUGCUGACAUCCCACUGAUUAAAGGGUUUGAUGAAAAAUUGAGCGAAUGGAGAAGCAUUGUAAACAACUCAUUUGAUUACCAAAUAAAACCAGUUGCAUUUCCUGAAAAUGGCAAAGAAGAAUGGAGGAAAUUAUUCAAACCUUGUGCUGCCCAGAGAUUAUUCCUUCCUGGCUUGUUAAAAGAACUUGACUCAGUCCUGUAUGUGGACACAGACACUUUGUUCUUGGGCCCUCUGGAAGAAGUCUGGCUGCACUUCUCUCGCAUGAACUCCUCUCAGAUGGCAGCACUGGCUCCUGAGCAUGAGGAUCCAAACACUGGCUGGUACAACAGAUUCGCUAGACAUCCCUACUAUGGUGAACUAGGUGUCAACUCAGGUGUCAUGCUCAUGAAUUUGACACGAAUGCGUGACUUUGGCUGGGAAAAAUAUUUGGCCCCAAUCUACAAGGAAUUUAAACUGAAGAUUACAUGGGGUGAUCAAGACAUUAUUAAUAUAAUUUUUCAUUACCAUCCAGAACGGUUAUAUGUGUACUCAUGUCGAUACAAUUAUCGCUCUGACCACUGUAUGUAUAUGAGUGUGUGUGAGGAUGCUAACAAACAUGGAGUUGCUGUAAUCCAUGGUUCAAGAAGUACCUUUCACGGUGAUAAACAGCCAGCCUUUAAAACCAUUUAUUCUUGCAUGGAAGAGUACCAGCUGGGUUCUGAUCCAUACUCAAACUUACUACUCACAAUGGAGAAUGGACUGGACCAAACUAGCCACACGAACUGUGGAAAAGUACGCCAUGUAUUAACGAAGAAUCUUCACAAGUACAUUUCAGUCAAGGAGCCUUUUAGGUGAUACAAAACCUAAGUCUUGUAUACUUGUUUUAUUUUGUAUAUUUAUACCAUUAGUGCAAUAAUUCACAACGAUGUGCUCAUAUUCAAUUUUAUACUUUGAUAUUUAUUAUAAUAAAUCAUGUUAUACAUUA